Egretta garzetta (little egret) is the source of this 1741-nucleotide messenger RNA. It is a transcript of the gene PUS3, whose product is annotated as pseudouridine synthase 3. The record is from RefSeq and is a predicted model, not a curated record. The transcript has 5 exons. Gene Ontology annotation, molecular function: pseudouridine synthase activity; RNA binding. NCBI's taxonomy places the organism in Eukaryota, Metazoa, Chordata, Aves, Pelecaniformes, Ardeidae. Gene Ontology annotation, biological process: tRNA pseudouridine synthesis; mRNA pseudouridine synthesis. The coding region runs from base 461 to 1741 and encodes 426 amino acids. Gene Ontology annotation, cellular component: cytoplasm; nucleus.
AUCCACUUACCAUAACAAUGGAGCGCAAUGUCCACAGGACACGCGUGCGCCACGAACAGCAUUUAUCAUAUUAUUCAUAUGGCAUGAACAUACCAGACACUUCACAAAAACACGCUGCAAGAAGAGUCCUAAUUCAAAAGGUUCAUUAUCCAAAAAGCACUAAAGGAAGAACAUAGGUGGUAGGGGGAAGAAAAAAAAAAAAAAAAAAAAAAAGACUUGAGUAAGGUGAAGCAGUCAGAGCUGAGCCCCCUGGGCCCUUCCCAUGCUCUGCUAAGAACACUGAGGGGUGAAAAAAUAAAUCAUUAUUCCACGGGUAACAAUUAUUUUACCUCUAAUUGUAAUGAAAUUUGCCUCUAGGUGUAAUAAAAGCCACAUAAAAAGGCAAACCCCCUGAUUUCCUUCUUUUUCUGCAGGCCCCGAGGAGCUACCAGUGACUAAUUAAUGCUCCAAGACAGCGGCUAUGGCCGAGGGGAGCGCAGUCGCUGAUCAGGAACGACUCCUGAGGAGGGUGCAGGAGCUGGAAGAGGAGGUGAAGCAGCUGCAGGAGAAGCUCCGAGAGGACAAGGAGGACGCUGGGAGAAGAGAGGCUUCUUCGGCCCCCGGGAAAGCCAAGAAACGCCAGCAAAGACCAUUUGAUUUUGGCGCCUAUGGCCGCAGGCACGUGGCGCUGAAGAUCGCCUACCUGGGCUGGGGCUACCAGGGGUUUGCCAGCCAGGAGAACACCAGCAACACCAUCGAGGAGAAACUGUUUGAGGCCUUGAAGAAGACGCGGCUGGUAGACGACAGACAGACCUCCAACUACCACCGCUGCGGACGGACGGACAAAGGAGUCAGUGCCUUUGGACAGGUGAUUUCCCUAGAUCUCCGCUCAAACCUGUCGGAGGGGAAGAAGCUGAAUGGCCACGAGGGUGACUCGGAAGGCAGAAGCGAGGGGGAGGAGGAGCUCCGCUACACCCACAUUCUCAACAGGGUGCUCCCGCCUGACAUUCGGGUGCUGGCCUGGGCCCCCGUGGAGCCCGAAUUCAGCGCCCGGUUCAGCUGCCUCAAGAGGACCUACCGCUACUUCUUCCCCUGCGCCGACCUGGACGUGGCCCUCAUGCACGCCGCAGCCCAGAGGUACGUGGGGACCCACGAUUUCCGUAACCUGUGUAAAAUGGACGUCGCCAACGGGGUGGUCAACUUCCAGAGAACGAUCCUCAGCGCCGGAGUGACGUGGGUGGAGAGAGAAGGAGAAACCGGGCUGCAGGAUCCCUUCCACCUGUGCCAGUUUGAAGUGACAGGGCAGGCGUUCCUGUAUCACCAAGUCCGCUGCAUGAUGGCGAUCCUCUUCCUCAUCGGCCAGGGGAUGGAGAGCCCCGAGAUCAUCGACGAGCUGCUGGAUGUGGAGAAGAACCCCCGAAAACCGCAGUACAGCAUGGCAGUUGAGUUUCCCCUCGUCCUGUACGACUGCGAAUUCGAAAACCUUCAGUGGCUCUACGACCGAGAAGUGCAGGAGUUCAACGUUACCCACCUACAGCAGCUCUGGGCCAACCACGCGGUCAAAACUCAAGUGCUACAUAACAUGUUGCAAGGGUUAGACGCUGCUCCCGUGGCUGCUGGAAAAAGCCCAGGGAACAGCACGACCGUCCUCUGGGGAGAUAGGAAGCCUCCGCUCUGCAGCCAGGUCAGCGGCUUCGUGGAAGGCAUCAAAGCCCGCACCUACAAGCCCUUGCUGGCCCGCCCCAAGGGCGCGGGACGUUGA